CCUUCAGAAACAGACGUUAGAUACUGUGCUGUAGCAGCAGCCGUUGUGCUGAAAUAUUUGGAAUGGUUUCAAGUUGACUGAAAAUAAGCUCACAGUCCAGUCUAACAGCUGUCUGCUUUGGGCAUAACUUGACCAGUGAAAGAGAAAGCCUCAGAGGAAACAUUACAGAAAGUUCUGCAGAGAGGGGGCAAAGAGUAUCACACCCUGAAAUCUGACAUACAAAGAAGGAAAAGGCUCAGCUCAGAAUCAAACAACAGGAGGUCAAAAAUUCAGUGUCUUGUAAGGAAAUGCCGUCAUUGGAAAAGGAACGAAAGAUAUCUCUUACAAACCUGAAAGGAAACUCGGCACAGUUUGUGAAGAAGCAGUGGGCUGCUACUGUCUCUGUGAUUACAGGAAAAUAAAUUAUAUUGAGGAUUGGAUUUUAAAAAACUCUUCUCUUCUGAACAGAUCUGAAUGCUCCAAAUGUAGAAAUGAUUUGGCAACUAACAUCUUACUGGACAUCCCUGGUCACACCCCUGAUUUUUGGUCUGGUUUUGCAGUCGUCAUUGACACAGCUUUCAAUCAUCACAAAGCCAAACAUUGUCCUUCUAAUGGCUGAUGACCUUGGUAUAGGAGAUGUGGGUUGCUAUGGGAAUAAUACUAUCAGGACCCCAAACAUUGAUCGCCUGGCAAAGGAAGGAGUGAAACUGACCCAACACAUUGCUGCAGCUCCACUUUGCACCCCCAGCAGAGCAGCUUUCCUCACUGGCAGAUACCCAGUUAGAUCAGGAAUGGAUGCUACAAACAAUUACCGUGUCAUUUUUUGGAAUGGUGGCUCAGGAGGGCUUCCGCCAAACGAAACCACUUUUGCCAAGAUACUGCAGCAGCAAGGCUACAGUACAGGACUGAUCGGAAAGUGGCAUCAAGGUGUUAACUGUGAGUCCCGCAACGACCAUUGUCAUCACCCUUUAAAUCAUGGGUUUGACUACUUUUAUGGGAUGCCUUUUACGCUAAUAAGUGACUGCCAACCAACAGAAACACCAGAGAUGGACAGAGGCUUUAGAAGGAAGCUCUGGCUUUACACUCAGAUGAUCUGCCUCCUUACACUCACCGCUGCCCUGGGAAGACUGACCGGCUUGAUUUCAGUUCGCUGGAAAACGCUGACCUGCCUUGCUGGGUUUAGUCUUCUGUUCUUUGUGUCCUGGUUCUCAAGUUAUGGGUUUGUACGCUACUGGAACUGCAUUAUGAUGAGAAACCAUGAUGUUACUGAGCAGCCAAUGGUGACAGACAGGACUACUUCCCUUAUCUUGAGAGAGUCCAUUUCAUUUAUUGAAAGAAAUAGAAACAAACCAUUCCUCCUCUUUCUUUCCUUUUUACACUCCCACACCCCUCUCCUCACCACAGAGAAGUUUCUUGGGAGGAGCAGGCAUGGUUUAUAUGGAGACAAUGUGGAGGAGAUGGACUGGAUGGUGGGUAAGGUUAUAGAUGCUAUUGACAGGGAAGGCUUGAAAAAUACUACACUAGUUUAUUUUACCUCUGAUCAUGGUGGAUGGCUUGAAAGACAAGAAGGUAAAAGGCAACUGGGUGGCUGGAAUGGAAUAUACAGAGGUGGAAAAGCUAUGGGAGGCUGGGAAGGAGGAAUCCGUGUCCCAGGGAUAUUUAGAUGGUCAGGAGUGUUAUCUGAAGGCAAAGUUAUCGAUGAACCUACAAGCCUUAUGGACAUUUAUCCUACAGUAGUUCAGUUGGCUGGAGGGGCAUUACCCCAGGACAGGGUAAUUGAUGGCAGGGAUCUGAUGCCUUUACUGCGAGGAGCAGCUGAGCACUCAGAGCAUGAGUUCCUGUUUCAUUACUGUGGUAUUCACAUACAUGCUGUGCGGUGGCACCAGAAAGACAGUGGAGCCAUCUGGAAGGCUCAUUACAUGACCCCUGUCUUCCGUCCUCUUGGAUCUGGGGGUUGUUAUGACAGAGGAUUUUGCCCAUGUUUUGGGGAAGGUGUGAACCAUCACAACCCUCCACUGCUGUUUGAUCUCUCACGAGACCCUUCUGAAGCCAAACCUCUGUCAGCUGACACUGAGCCACUCUUUAACACUGUAAUAAGUAAGAUUGGAAGAGCCACAGAAGAGCAUCGCAGGACACUGACUCCAGUCCCAGAGCAGCUCUCCGUGUACAAUGUGGUGUGGAAGCCGUGGCUGCAGCCAUGCUGUGGCACUUUCCCAUUCUGUUGGUGUGAUAAGGAAGGUGACAAUAAACUUGCCGACCUAUAAAGGAAAGAACUGGUUAUUUCCUCAAAAGAGGGUUUUGAGUGGUUUCCUUUGGGGGUGUUGAUUGGUGAGUGGGUUGGUUGGUUGGUUUAAUGGAGUCUUUAAAAGACAAUUGUUUCAGUGAAUGGCACAGUAUUUGGUAAAGGUAGCUUUAGGCUGGACACUCAGGAAGAAAUCAAGACAAAAUGAUCUGAAGAGCAUGUUUGAACUUCUGUCUGCUGACAACUGGAUGAAUAGUUCAAAUGCACUGAAACAGGCCAAGAUUAGAGCUGUAAAGUAGUGAUGUAUCAAAACUUAGGUUUUGUUGCUUAUGAAUGUAUACUUAGAAGACUUUUAUUCUGAAUUUCUAAGUGAUUCUUGGACUGAAGUCUCCCUUAAUUUUGUUUUCCUUACUGGUCAAGUAUAUGUCUCUACAAUAAAUUUUUGCAGACUACUGCUUCCAAAUAAUUUUAAAAAAAAUUUUUUGCCACAUUUCCACAGAAAAUCUUCUUUAAAAUUAGCUUUCUUCUUUCCUUGUAGCUAGUCCUUUCAGUAGCUGAUGACAGCUGAUUAGCCUGGGGCUUCUGAAUCACAAGAAAUUGCCCAGGUGAGGUGUAAAGCUUAGAAACAUGACAAGCUGAAUAAUGACUGAAGGAUGGGACUCCCCUAAUUGGGGCCAGCCACUGUUGAUGGAGAACACAAAACAGAAAGAAUUUUCUCUUUCCAAAGUACUCAUUGCACCAAGUUCCCUAAUGAGCACUGGCAAGGGCAUAGUGACAUUGAUAGCCACAGAAGUGUCACACUGAUAACCAGUUCAGUCAUUCGGGCGCAGGAAUGCACAGUUUACCUUGCUGUCCAUAUCAAAGUCAUAACUGGUUCCUGCUAACAAAUAGUAGGUUCACAAAACUAUGAAAAAAAAUGAAAUCUAAUUUACUGUGAAAGAAAAAAUAAAUGAAGAACUAAGGUAUUUCUUGUUUCAUGAGUUACAUUUUUAUCCCUAUAGAGUUACUUAGAUCUGUCUCUUUGCUACUGUUCUUUCUUUUCCUUCAUUUCUUUCCUUCUUUGUGUUAAAAUAGUUGUUCUUAUUAAAGUGGCCUUGCAGGUAACACUUUUCAUUAUAGAAUACAAGUUAUAUCUUUUGACAUAGAUACACUUAAGCUAUCAUAUCUGAAUAUGUAGGCAUCUGAGAACAGAAUUUGCUCAUUUACUCAUUCACAUGUUCUUUACUGUUUUCUAACUACUGUGUUAGGACCUAUUUCUCUUGUUUAUUUGCACUGAUGAAUGUUUGGUUUGGUUUUGUUUCCUCCCUUGCUUCCCACAAUUCAGCCAUCAGGAAAUCUGUAGAUAAACAAAGCCCUACAGCUUAAAGCAAACUUUUAUUUUAUGCUGUGACUUCAUGUGUUUCACAUACUUACCCAGAUGCUCCAUCAAUGCUAUUGAUGAGAAAGAAACUCAGUUUUACCAAGAAAACUUCAAAAAAUUAAGUGAAUCCAUCACUUCACAUGUACUGGAUUGUUACUUAAUUUCCUCCUUUUCCUCUAUUGUUAGGAAAAUGUGUUUUAUUUCUCCUUUGAAUGUGUUAUGUUUCCCUUGGAUGUUCUUGGCUAGAUUUAAAGGUUUUAUCAUAUUCAAUAUGUGUUGGUUUUUUGAUCUGAAAAUAUUACCAUUUUUCAAUUUUCUCAGUCAUUUUUCAAUGCUCAAUCUGCUUCUGAUUGUGGCAAGUGAGUCAGGAAUUGUGUGAUCAGAUCUGCACUGGGGCAAAAGGGCCAGAACUAAAUCCCUACUUUCUUCACCAAGUCUUUGCAGAGCGGAUCCUUUCCUUCAGUCUUGGUCUGUAACUCAGGAGUUUCUUGCUGCUUCCUGUGUUGCACCAUUUCCACCUAGUUCCUUCCAAGUACCUCAAAAAAAUAUCUUUCUCUUUAGUAUUUCCAAAACUUUAAUAUCUGCUCCUUGAUGCACGAAAGCAUUUUUCCUCAGGAUUGUCCUUGUCCUAAUUUGAGCUGAAAGCUCCUUCCUUCCACUUUCAUUUCUUUGUCCCACUCUUUGAGCUUCUACCAUCUUUGAUUACUUCUACCCAUUACCUCUUUGGGCAGUUCUUAGUUCUUGAGGAAAAUGGUGCAACUGCUACUGCUAUAUCCAGAUAAACAUAAGUCUCUAACGGUCUCCUUGAGACCUGUGCACUGAAGCUACUGAUGAUACAAUGAAUCUCACUGUAUCACUAUUUCGUAUUUAUCAAGAUCUAGUUAAUAAGUUCUGUAUAAACAUUGUAUUGUAUAAACAUUUCUUUUGGCCUCUGGGAAAUAGUAUAUCUACACUAAAAAUC
Colius striatus (speckled mousebird) is the source of this 4542-nucleotide messenger RNA. Its product is annotated as arylsulfatase D. The coding region runs from base 471 to 2243 and encodes 590 amino acids. The transcript has 12 exons. The record is from RefSeq and is a predicted model, not a curated record. Gene Ontology annotation, molecular function: arylsulfatase activity. NCBI's taxonomy places the organism in Eukaryota, Metazoa, Chordata, Aves, Coliiformes, Coliidae.